This is a messenger RNA of Laccaria bicolor S238N-H82, 1527 nucleotides long. It is a transcript of the gene SPT-1, whose product is annotated as serine palmitoyltransferase. Bases 1 to 1527 code for a protein of 508 amino acids. Gene Ontology annotation, molecular function: pyridoxal phosphate binding; serine C-palmitoyltransferase activity. Gene Ontology annotation, cellular component: endoplasmic reticulum. Gene Ontology annotation, biological process: ceramide biosynthetic process; sphingosine biosynthetic process. The record is from RefSeq and is a predicted model, not a curated record. NCBI's taxonomy places the organism in Eukaryota, Fungi, Basidiomycota, Agaricomycetes, Agaricales, Hydnangiaceae. The transcript has 7 exons.
AUGGAAGGCGCUUCAGCGACACUAGAGCCCCUCUUCGCUUUUUUGGCGCAUGCGCUGGCAACGGCUGAGACGACGUUCAACAGACUCCCUGGCUCAGCUGUCAUCCAGCGAUAUGUGAAGAGCUCUCACCAGAACGAUCCUGGCAGAACCAUUUUAGAACUUAUACUAGUCGUAUUCGCGAUUAGGACGCUGCUUCAGUCGCGUACACGAGCAGAUAGGAAUGGCAAACAUUUUAUUCAGUUCAGCGACAAGGAAAUCGACGAGCUCGUGGACGAAUGGUCACCUGAGCCCCUCGCCCAACCCCUCACGGCCAUCGAGCAGGCUGACCUGGCUGCUGUGCCCAUCGUGGCUGGUCCCAAUGGCCCCAAACCGAAAUUGGUGGCUACGGGAAAGACGGCUACGAAUCUGACGAGCUUCAAUUUCACGGGCUUGGCGGGGAACGAACAUAUCAAGCAGAAAGCCGUCGAGACGCUGAGGAAGUAUGGGUUGGGAAGCUGUGGGCCGCCAGGGUUUUAUGGAACUCUUGACGUGCAUAUAGACUUAGAGCGUGACAUUGCGGACUUUCUCGGUACAGAGGCCGCCAUUUUGUAUUCGCAAGGCUUCUCCACCAUUUCGUCCGUCAUUCCGGCGUUCUGCAAGCGAGGCGACAUCAUUGUUGCUGAUCGUGGAGUCAAUUUCGCGAUUCAGAAGGGCAUCCAGAUAUCUCGCUCCACUGUCCGUUGGUUUGAUCAUAACGAUUUGAAUAGCCUCGAGGACGUUUUAAUUGGUGUGGAGAAGGAGAGGAAAAAGCGCAGGGGACCUCUUACUAGGAGAUUUAUCAUUACGGAAGGGAUUUUUGAGAGGGACGGUGUUAUGGUUGAUUUGCCGAAAUUGAUUGAACUCAAGUACAAAUACAAAUACCGCCUUAUCCUCGACGAAAGUUUCUCGUUUGGAACUGUUGGACGAACUGGCCGCGGCUUAACAGAACUGUAUAACGUUCCUGCAACAAAGGUAGACAUGCUGCUGGGUUCCGUCGCCAUCGGUCUCUGCUCUUCUGGUGGGUUCUGUGCUGGUUCUCAAAAUGUAGUCGAUCACCAGCGUAUCAACGGUCCCUCGUUUGUCUUCUCUGCCUCCAUGCCGGCCUUGCUUGCCGUUAGCGCCUCAGAAGGCAUCAACAUCCUUCGCUCCACCCCCUCCAUCCUCACAAGCCUUCAAGAAAAUGUACAAGCGGCACACGCCAUCCUCGAUCGCGUCGACUGCAUCACCAUACCUUCACAUCCCGCGUCACCCGUCAUUCACAUCCAAGACUCUGCGAGUCAAGAUUGGGAUAUCGAUGUGGAGGAGAGGCUUCUCCAAGACGUGGUGGAUGAAGCACUUGCACAGGGGGUUAUUUUAUCUAGGGCGAAGAGGUUGAGGGGGCAGGAGAUGGUGGAUGUCAGACCGAGUAUACGGUUAGCUUUGACAAGUGCUCUUACGAAGAAAGAGACGGAAAAGGCGGUUGGGAUUGUUAAGGCUACGCUUGUGAAGGUGUUGGGGAAGAGGAGGUGA